Messenger RNA from Fraxinus pennsylvanica, 837 nucleotides. Lineage: Eukaryota; Viridiplantae; Streptophyta; Magnoliopsida; Lamiales; Oleaceae. The record is from the annotation of a GenBank genome assembly.
AUGAUUCAUGUGCCGGAUAAGCAAAAGAUGCUAACUCGUGGACCACUUUGUUGCCUUCACAAGGAACAUAGCAACAAAAGACACUGCUAUUUAGAGGCGGAGGCAUUUGUUUCCCACCACCAAAUUUUGAUUGGUGUGGCCGUUGUUACAAUGUCGGUUGUUGCGAACCGGUUCGUCUCCGUACAUCCGGAGGACCUAAAAUUUCAUGUUGAGCUGGAGAAACAAAGUUAUUGUGAUCUUAAAAUUACAAACAACACAGCGAACCAUGUUGCUUUCAAGGUGAAAACUACUUCUCCAAAGAAGUACUUUGUGCGGCCAAAUGUUGGUCUCAUACAUCCAUGGGAUUCGUCUGUCAUAAGAGUCACCCUUCAAGCUCAACGGGAAUACCCUCCAGAUAUUCCAUGUAAAGAUAAGUUUCUUCUGCAAAGCACGAUAGUGCCUCCAAAUGUUGAUUUUGAUCAGCUUGCGCAAGAUACUUUCAAUAAAGAGGGUGGGCGAAUAAUAGAGGAGCGCAAGCUUAAGGUCAUCUAUAUUUCUUCUAACUCAACUCCUCGAAGUUUAGAAGAUGACUCUAAACCAUCUUUUGAUACUAAUCUAAUGCACCGACGAUCGGCAAUCUCUGAUGAUAAUCAGGCAUUGCAGCGUCUCAAGGAUGAAAGAGAUGCAGCUGUGCAGCAAACAAAACAGCUACGGAAGGAAUUGGAAAUUCUUAAAAAUCAAAGAAGUCGACAAAGUGAUCAAGGUGUCUCAAUUAGAUUUGCACUUUUUGUUGGACUCAUCGGAAUCGUGGCAGGCUGGCUUUUGAACUUAUGGUCAUCUUCGCCUUCUAUGGAAUAA